AUGCCUACGCCUUUGGAUUCUAAAUCCGAGGCCAUGGUAGGUCAGAACCAUCCCGGGAUAGAAAGAUCAGUGACAAGAGAAAGCACCGACCCACCUGAUGGGAAUAAUGGACGCGUAGCAGCGCUGACAGAGCCAGAGAAAAACGCGAAUCUCACCUCCCAAGGUAACACUGCGCCCGAAUCGUCAAUCGGAAAUGAUAUCUCGAAAUAUCUCAACGGCACUUUCAAGUCCUUCUCCCACAGAGCCUUCAAAGCAUAG
Penicillium waksmanii is the source of this 258-nucleotide messenger RNA. RefSeq lists its product as uncharacterized. The record is from RefSeq and is a predicted model, not a curated record. The coding region runs from base 1 to 258 and encodes 85 amino acids. The transcript has a single exon. Lineage: Eukaryota; Fungi; Ascomycota; Eurotiomycetes; Eurotiales; Aspergillaceae.